Rhodamnia argentea is the source of this 495-nucleotide messenger RNA. Its product is annotated as em-like protein GEA6. Lineage: Eukaryota; Viridiplantae; Streptophyta; Magnoliopsida; Myrtales; Myrtaceae. Gene Ontology annotation, biological process: response to abscisic acid. The record is from RefSeq and is a predicted model, not a curated record. The coding region runs from base 90 to 368 and encodes 92 amino acids. Gene Ontology annotation, cellular component: cytosol. The transcript is spliced from 2 exons.
CAUUCCACGUAACGUCCGAACCGUAACAACUGAAACUUCGUCUUAGCAGCGAGGGAGGUCGAAGGAGGAGAAGAGAGAGAAGGAAAUCAAUGGCGUCGCAGCAGGAAAGAGAAGAACUUGACCGCCGUGCUAGGGAGGGAGAGACGGUGGUUCCCGGCGGCACUGGCGGGAAGAGCCUCGAGGCUCAAGAACACCUGGCUGAAGGGAGGAACAAAGGAGGGCAGACGAGGAAGGAGCAGCUGGGGACGGAAGGGUACCAGGAGAUGGGCCGGAAGGGCGGGCUGAGUACCACCGACGAGCCGGGCGGUGAGCGAGCAGCUAGCGAGGGCGUCGAGAUCGACGAGUCCAAGUUCCGCACCAAGAGCUGAACACUCUCUCGUUAGCUAGGGUUUUUUUUAGCUCGGUCUUUCGCUUUUAUGUGUUCAUGAAGGCAAUAAAAAGGGUGGUGCUGGGAGGAUGAAUGAAAUGAGACUCAGUUGCUAUGUGUGUUUGUUG